This is a messenger RNA of Paramormyrops kingsleyae, 2425 nucleotides long. The record is from RefSeq and is a predicted model, not a curated record. NCBI's taxonomy places the organism in Eukaryota, Metazoa, Chordata, Actinopteri, Osteoglossiformes, Mormyridae.
UUCCGACCUCAUUGGCUGACUGGCCACCAAGCAGCUGCCUGAUUCGCCGGAAGAAAACGCCGGCGCAUCCAAUGAGAUGACGUGCGUUUUACAAAGUCUGAAGCGGCGUGUGGCAGUGAUGGGAUCUCUUCGUUUGGUAUAGAGACUAAAGAAAAGAUAAAGUUGUAUUAUUUUAACUGUAAUUAGUGACACUUCGGACUGAAGUUGCCAUAGGGUCUCGAUUCAGCGGAGCCAGGAACGGAACAUUCAGAGUGUGCUUUAUGUUUGCCUGUAAGAUUCUGCAUCAGUUUGGUAGGCUGGGGUGUCAGUUUGACUCGGCAUGGCGUGUGUGGAUGCUCACAGUCGAAACGUGUUAAAGAAAGCCCCACUUAUCGACACACGGAAUGUGCCAUGCGGUACACCUAGUAAAGCUGCUUCAAAACCAGCCUCCUCCAGGAAUGGUGGUGAGAACCGGGACCCUCUUGCUCAUGCCAGUGGUUUGGGGGCCACAGUGCCAAACAAGUGCUCAGGAGUCAGUAGGAUACCGGUGCCCGUUAAAUCCCAGCGCUUAAAAACUCUGACUGAUGCCACCCAGGUACAGAGGAAGCAACAGGAGACCACAAAGAGCAAACCUCAGAAGAAGUCCUGCACCAAGCCAGUGCCCUUCAAGCUGUCCCAGCCCCGCACUUCCAAGUCUGCUGCCACAGGGCAGAGGAAGGCCCCGGUGGGCCAGAACCCUGUAGCACCACAGCCAGGACCUGGUGCUGGCGGCCGGACUGCCAAGGCCCCUAACGUGGCUCCCUCUGUCAGUACCACUGUUAGCUCUGGCGGGUCUUCUAAACUAGGUACACCGGGAACCGUGGAGUCCAGGAGUCUGCCGGACCAGACAUCACCCCCUGACGGCACGGUGUCCCAGGCCCUGCCCUUGCCAUCACACAGCAAGGCCAGCAGUCGAACCUCCCCCCCACUUCCAUGCACACUACACCCCAGGACCCAGUUUGGCCCUCCCUGCCAGGGUACAGCAGACAGUUCAAACUCGGCUGUUCAAAAGUUGCUUAUCCCUCUGGUGGAACAAACUUUGCCGCCAUCUGGCUGUUCAAAGCCCCCCGACAAUCAGGCAGCCCCCCCUGAAGCAGGUGGCACAGCUGAUGGCUCAGGAGGAUCCCUGACAAGUUUGCAGGAUUCUACGACGUCCUCUCAGACGAGUGCAGGGCCCGCAGUGACAUUCUGCCCCGACCCGACAGCCCUUCCCCGGAGGCCUGCCCUCUCCCCAGGAGCCACACCACGGGUCUCUGCUAACACUCCCAGAGAAGGCGGCGUCUACCUGCCUCAGAGGGUGCCUGUGAGAGGUCGCCGGGGGGGUGGUGCCGACACAGGGAACCCGACGCCAUUUUCCCCUGACCCUGCGGCCCUCAUGAGCAUCCUGCGGAAUGAGGGGGUGCGAGCAGGAGACGCCUUUCGGGGCUCUGUGUGCUCGAUGGGCCGAAGCAGCUCCAACUACCUGCCGCAGAGAGUUCCGGUCACAAAGUCUCGCCAUGCGGCAGGAGCUGCCACAGCACCCCCCCAGGCUGAGUCCACAUCUACCCGCACCCCAACAACACGGUGGACACCCCAGCGAGUCCCCAACACACGGCCACAGUCCAUGUUGAAGCUUCACCUGACCCAUCGGACACCCAUCCUAAGGCAUACCCCCAAGUUGGAAUCAAUCCAGGGCUUCAGCUCUGCUCUCAAAUCCUGCAAAGAGGUGAAUGUAGUUCAAAGGCUGUUUGAAGAUGUGGAGGAGGAGGAGGAGGUGAUCGUGCUGCAUUCUGGAGGAAAAAACACUGACUUCCAAAAAGAUGGCGCUUCAGAGCCAAAAGCUACAGUGUUUCCCUCAGUUGAGGAGGAGGCGGGGCCAGUUGAGGGGGUGGAACAGACGGCCAAGCCCUCCGAGCCUCAGCCCUUUGUCCAGGCAGUGCACCGGGGCUCUGUCAUAGUCUUCACCCAGGGUGGGAAGGUUCUGCAUACUCCCGGACCUGCGGAAGGCCUUCAGGUCCAGCAGGCCACCACCAGCAUGGCUCCUAGGGCCCCCCCCGUGCGCGGACAGGGGCAUGCCAGGCUGCAUGCCCUUGCUUCCCCAGGCCUGCCUUCGUGUCCUACAUUGAUUUCAGGAAUUAAAGCCGGUACUGUGCCCCCCCCACUCCGCCACUGUGCCUGUCCGUGUCUAAAACAGCUUUGUCACUCAUCACAGAGAAACUGCAGUCUCCUUAACCUUCUGGGGUCUAGGGGUGGGGAACACAUUUUCACUGACUGGGGAAUGGUCACACACUUCAUUCAAUAUCUUAAACUUAAUUCAUGGCAAAUAAAUUAUUUCUUAUAUAAUUGUUUUGGCAUUACACUCCAUCUUUAUUUUAAUGUACUUUGUAAAUAUUUCAGAUUUAUGUUAAGUUUGUAAUCUGACAUGAAA